This is a messenger RNA of Cajanus cajan (pigeon pea), 881 nucleotides long. Lineage: Eukaryota; Viridiplantae; Streptophyta; Magnoliopsida; Fabales; Fabaceae. The record is from RefSeq and is a predicted model, not a curated record.
AGCACGUGCCUGAAAGAUCUGCACACAACAUUUUGUAGCGGCAGAGAAGAAAGGGUAGCGUAGUCGUAGAUCAGCCAUGAGCACGAGCACGAGCAUGAGAAGAACUCCCACUCUUUCUCUUCUAACUAUCACAAUAACCUCUCUCAUUUUUCUCUCCUUAUUUCCUCGCACCCAAUCUGAGGUGAUAACGUUAACCUCUGAUACAUUUACUGAUAAGAUCAAGGAGAAGGACACUGCAUGGUUUGUGAAAUUCUGCGUCCCCUGGUGCAAGCAUUGUAAGAACCUGGGUUCGUUGUGGGAUGAUUUGGGGAAGGCAAUGGAGGGAGAAGAUGAAAUAGAGGUUGGAGAAGUCGAUUGCGGCUUGGACAAAGCAGUCUGUACCAAAGUUGAUAUUCAUUCAUAUCCCACCUUUAAGGUUUUCUAUGAUGGUGAAGAAGUAGCCAGAUACCAAGGUUCAAGGGAUGUUGAAUCAAUGAAAACCUUUGUUUUGGGAGAAUCUGAAAAGGCAGCAGCAAAAGCACUUGAAAGUGAUAAAGAAUUAUAACAACUUUUGAGUUUCUUCAGGUGCAGUCAUUAUCUGGUUUGCGACUAGCUCUUUACUACAGGUGGUGCACGUCCCAGAUUAGUAAUCACCUUUGGGUUCAGACUGAGACAUCAUUCUUCUCUGUUCUGAUCAGCAUUUGUUUGUUUGACCUAGCAGUUGUGGAUUAAGAACUAAUCUCGUACACUACCACAAUUUCUUUUAUACUCCACAAUUUUCUUUCUUAGGUUUACUUAUACUCUAUAAAAUUGAUAGUGGGUUGUCAAUCUUAAAUUCUUAAUAGUUUCAAUACAAUGAUCAAUGAUCUUUAAUCGAAAUCAUACUUUAGGAUUUGUUUAUA